Mizuhopecten yessoensis (Yesso scallop) is the source of this 8324-nucleotide messenger RNA. RefSeq lists its product as uncharacterized. The coding region runs from base 593 to 4495 and encodes 1300 amino acids. The transcript has 4 exons. The record is from RefSeq and is a predicted model, not a curated record. Lineage: Eukaryota; Metazoa; Mollusca; Bivalvia; Pectinida; Pectinidae.
UUUACCCAUACAUCGCAUCCUACCCGUCCAAUCAGCUAGAUCUCGCACAGGAUCGUGAAUCAUUCCAGGAAGUAACUGGUGUUUAAAACUUUGUUUUCCCUAUAAAGGUGUAAGUUUUCUUGGUAUAUGUACAUAUGUGAAACAACAAAUCUCUGUCGUACGAUGAUGUUCUGAUGUAUGAACCAAACCCCAAUAUAUGAUGAAGGGAAUUUAAGGAAAAGAAAAACCUAACAGAGGAUAUGACAUUCUUCUGCGGUAUUGAAAAAAAACACUUUCAUUAUACCUUAUAGACAGCACAUCUGAUGGAUUUGAUUAAUCACCUGAUAGGGAAAUAAAACAUCGUGUUUCCAUCUUGCACUCAAAUUUUCGCUAUUAUGAUUCCCAAACUCGGAGCCUCUCUAGAAAAAUAAUCUAAGAGGGACCCAGGCCACCUGACUUGAGAGUAACUGAGGAAAGUGACAAUAAAUAAAGAUCAGUUUGUCUACAGAACUGUGGAGGACAGCCUGCCACAAUGUUGACAUUCUUCUUUGAUCAUCGCUGACCCAUCAAACAGGUGCACGGAAAAUAUCAUAUCCAGACUUGAGGUACCAGGAUGGGCCAACAACAGUCUCAGACAGUUAAUAGGGAGCCGGUGGUGCGGCGACCUCCUUCACGGCCCGUAGCCCCGCCCAGUGCCCGACCAGUCAGCGACCUCGGCCCCAAGGGACCCAGCUACCACAACCCUGUAAACAAGGUGCUCCCAGCAGUGCUACCCACUAAGCACCAGCUACGCCCUGUGUCACAGGAAAUGAGCAAGAUCAUUCCCAACUACAAAGAUAUCUACGCAUAUGAUGACGAUGACAACGAAGACAACGACAGUCUGAAAACUAAUCAUGUGAUAGAAAAUGAACUAAAUAAUGGACAAAUACCACAAAGUAAUGGUAGUAUUCCUAAUGGAAAUGUGGCACACUCUGAAACUGGGAGUAUGGCAAGUGACAGUAGUUCAUCCGGACGAGCACCAAGUGUAUCGUUUGAUCCCGCAAGGAAAAACAAAGUUCAUCGACGCCAACAGUCAGCAACUUCUAGUUUGUACAGUCGUGAGAACACGAUUGUGGAAGACCCAAAAGAGAGUUUGGAAUUGCGUGGCAAGCUAGAUUCCAUGUCUACCUCAUGUCCUCAGGUGUCUAUCCCGGUCAGGAGUACGUUUGACAUGGACUCAUCAUUAAACAUGACUUAUGCACAGUUUGCCGAGGCCAGGCGCAAUAAGACUCUAUCAAUGAUAGAGCAAAAGACUGGUAAACGGAUAGAGGAUCUCAGUAACGAUCUAUCUGAGCACACCAGUCGCCCUGUCACUAAUCUGGUUCGGUCCAACUCAGCAAAGUCCACAAAGAGUAUGGAUGCUCUGGAUGGACGAAAGAAGAAACAGCGGGCACCUGCCCCUCCUCUAAAUCGCCCUCCACCCCCCCCUGCUCCACCUACCUCAAAAUCAGCUCCCUCAACCCCCCGGGGACCCAUACGUUCUAAAUCCCAGCAGGCACCACAGCGACCAGCUAACCCACCUCCUGUUUACAUGCGGAGCUAUUCGGUACAUAACGAACCUCCAGCAGAUUAUGAUAUGGAGGAUGUUUCCAUUCCUCCUCCACCUCCUCUUCAGGGCAUUCUUAAAACCAGCAAGUCCUACUACACCAAGUCCAGGUCCAACAGUGUUGAGUAUGCCGACGAAGUCCAUAAUAAUGGAAUAGGAUACAACGAUAGACAAAUGAAGGAGAGGAAGCCGCCAUCACGAACAAACAGUCAGAGGGUUCCCCCUAUUGUAGCCCCUAUACGCCAGGAGGACCCUCUGCUGCUAGAGAUACAAAAACUGGCAGAGAAAAAGGCAGCAAGACGACAAAUGUCAGAGGAGAAAGAAAAAGAGAAACAACGAAUGGCAGAGGAAGAAAGAAUAAAACAGAGAGCUGAAGAAAAGGAGAUAGCAACAGAAAAAGAAAAGGUUGCUGAGCAGGAGAAAUCACCAACAAAUGGUGCUUCAAAUUCCAACAACACUGAACCUAGUUUAGUCCUUUCGAGUAGUAGUGUCAAACAUGUCCUACAGAAGCAAGAUGCUGUUGAGGAGGGGUCUAAGGUUCCUCCUCCUCCCCCAGCCGUGAGUGCUCCUGCUCCCACUCCGGGGACAUCCACUCUGGAAAGGAAGCCGUCCACAACUUCCUCAUCCAGUUCAGCAGACAGUGCAAUGCGCCGCCUCAGCUCCCUACUACAGCAUGACAUUAAGGUUGCAGCACAAGCAAAGGCCACUAAAAUUGUCAAGAAAUCCACAAAGGUGAAAGAAAAACCAAAGGACCCUUCAGAGGUGUUUAGGGAACAGCUAGCCAAGGCAGCAUCUGACCGCGAACAGAGGAGCAAGACAGAGAUGACAAUUGAUGAACUAAUGAAGAAGAAGCGUGAGGAAGAAAACAAUGUGCCAGUAACAGGCCGAGUCAUAGAGGAUACGAACUCCACCGUGUUCAAGUCGGACAAACUAGUGGUGAAGAAAAAGGAGGACAGUGGUAUGGAGAAUCAUAAAGAGGUCCUUACACUUGACUUAGAUACAAAUAAAUACCCUAAACACAGGUUUGAGAAAAAGUCCCAGAAAAAAGAAAGUAAAGAUGGCAAAAAUGAUGAUUCUCUGGCAAAGAACUCACGCCAGCGUGUUCAGGAGUCGGAGUCUGAGGAAGAGAAAGUUCAAGAGGAGAUGGAUGAUGUUCGGAACUCCAGUAUAUACACCCGAGAGGACUGGACACCAUGUGACGAUUUAGACUCGGAUGACAACCUAUCAGACAAAGACGAAAUGAUGACAUCACGAGGAAAUGCUCAGGGAUUCAAGUCCACUAUUGUUCCAAGCAAGGUCAAUGACCUCAAGAUUAAAGAAAAGAAGGGCAAGGGUAAGGAGAACAAGUAUACCAAGCGAAACUCGGACAUGGGGACUGAUGAACGGAGGAAGUAUGAUAGCAUCAAAAGAUUCAAGAAAUCUGUACAUAAAAGUGUCAAAAAUGCAUUUGGAUCCAUCAGCAAGGCUGGGGGAAAGAUUAUCAAAAGGCAGAAAUCUGAGGAUUUGGAGGUAGUUAAUGAACCACCACCUCCACCUAACUGGAAACUGAGGAGUUCUGUGUCAGCUCCACAAGCCAUGAAUCAGAACUUUGAAUCUGAGCAGGCAUUAAAAUACAUGGUACCGCAUGGUUUUAGUGAUCACAACUCUGAUUCUUCAGACACAGAGGAGGAAUACGAAAAGAUGCGUGUGAAUUUUGGACCAGAGGAUGAUCGGACGGAUGAGGAUGAGGACAGUGAAAAGGAAGAGAUUCAUCAGAUGAGGCGCGCUGGUGUCGCCUACAUCGGCAAGAAAGGUCAGAUUGUGGUCCUUCCAGAAUAUGAAAAUGUGCCAGCAGGCAAAGAUAGAAAUAGUACAGUUGAGUUUGAAGGACAUGCACCAAAAAUUUACCAGAAAAAGAAGAAAUACACAUUUGAUAAUACAGUGCGCAAGAAGGACAGACUAAAGCGAGAAGAGAUGCUGAAGGAGGAGGUGAAAAGGGAGGAAGAAAAGAGAGAGGAGGAACGGAAGAUUGCAGAGGCCAAGGAGAAGGAGAUUGAAAAAGUGCGUGAAAUGGAGGCUCGGGAACGACUACAAAGGCUUGAGACACAAGCUCAGUUACAGCAGCAGUACCUGCAGCAACAACAGAUGGGGAUCCUUUCAGCUCCUCCUCUGCCCCCUCCAGCAGGUUUCCAGCAAGGAUACAAUGCCUCCAUGGAUUAUUCCCAGCUCCUCUCCCAGGCAAACCUCCCACAGACGGGCUACAACAUGCCAUUUGGCUCGCAGCCCAUGUUCUCUGCCCCUGUGUACCCAGGUAUGCCCAACAUGUCCCUGGAUGACCUUUCACAGUACAUGAGGAUGAUGAGCAUGCAGGGUUCGGCACCAAACCCACAGCAACAGUACGCCUUCAUGUUAAACAGUGUGAACCUGGCCAAUCAGGGUGGGUUUGACAGAAUGCAAGGCGGUGGUCUGCUUCACAUGCUCGGACAUCAGGACAGUGCCAAAUAUUUCAAAACUUCUUCUCAGGAGUACUUAGACAGUGACAGAAACCAAGUGUUCAAUAACUGGGUUGGUCCUACCAAACAGACUGCCUCCAAGGCGACUGUUGUACCCACUCCUCAAAUAGUGCAAUCGUCUGGUGGUACGACAGUCAAUGGUAACUCUGUGACGGUCAGUGGGCCUCGCGUGUCCACUCACAGUGGUGGUCAGAUUAGGACAAACAUUAUGGUGAACGACGAUGAGUCGGACACGUCCGAUGGUUUAUCGCCACAGAACGCUGCCCUGGCCUCGGCAACCAAUGUAGGCCCCACCAUCAUCAGUGGGUUUGAUGGGGAUGGGGGCCAUCGCACCAAGAUCUCUGUUAGCGUUUCCAACAAGCAGCGUGGAUGUAACAGGCAGACAAGCUUCUCCUCAGUCAGUUCCCAGCCUGGAAGUGAGACAAGUGCGGAGAGGUGAUUGAUGUCAUUGCCUUAUUGUACAUAGACUCACCAUUCCGAUCCCUCCCCAACCUGAAGUGACCAUUGGUCAGUGGUCAUUACCUGUGGAAAACCUAGCAGUCAAAAGAGUGACCAGCUGGUGUUCAACAGACCUAGUCACAAACUGACCACUGUCCAAUCAGGGACAGCAACUGGUAACCUUUUCAGGGGAAGAAACUCCAUGGAUUCAGGGGGAAUAAACCCACUAAUGAUUCUCAGAGUAUGAUACCUACAAAUCAGCGACAAAGCAUCUGGUAUCCAUACAUUGAUUAUGGUACCUCCAUGGAGUAUAAUGUAUAAAAGUACUCUGCCAUGGGUAACUUCUGGACCUAUACAAUUGUUUGGCUGGAUUCCCUUCAGGAUAAGGAAAGGUAAUUCCAGAUGAUUUGAGUAAGUGGAACAUUGUGGAAAUGUUACAGAUAACAGUGCUGAAUGCCAUGUAUUGACCUCUCUGUUGAUUCUGCUGGAAGGCGGACAUGUUGAUAUUUCAAUAUAAGUGUUGAAAUAUUCAAGGAUUCUAUGAUUUCUGGAUCAACAGGAUUGCAAAUAUUUAGUGAAAUAUUCUGCGAGAAUGAAAGCAUUGACAUCUACUCGACUGUGUUCAUCAGUGUUGUCAAAUAAAUCUGCCAAACGUCGGGAAUAAGUGACCGUUCUGUAAGAUGUUCAGUGAACCUAAGGAAUUUAAAUUAAAAUCGGGUGAAAGAGAAGAGAUUUUCUGUGAAUUGACGGAGAAAAUUUGAAUGCAAGAGAAAUCUUUCUGUGGCAUGUUUGUAGACUUUUGUACAGUACAUGUAAUACUAUUAUUAUACAUGUAAGAUGUGUCUGUAAGGGAGAAACUACAACCAACUGUAAAUGAAUUAAGUUGAUAAAUAGUAGUUAUUGUCAAGACUGUAGUGCUGGGAACCACUUGUGUUUCAAGUGCUCAACUUCUGUAUUUACUCAUAAAAGAAAUUUGUGAAAAUAUCACAUUUGAAAAGUUAUAGAAGUGAUGUAUUUGCCACAGAGUGUCAAAACACAAAUGUCAUCAUGGCCAAAUGCAUAUAGCAUAACCUGUGUACAUUUUGUGGAUGCCAGCAAACGUGUGUAAAUAAUUAGCAAAUAUCCUUCGAUCAUUUCAUACUUGAGAAUGUGAAGCGUUGUUAUAUUUGUUACAUUGCAAGGGUUUUUUAGAUAAAGAAAUUAAAGUUCAUACAAAUAAUUAUUGUUAAUACUCCAAUUGUACAGGUUUAUAUACGAUUCAGAUAGUGGAAAUGUACAGCCAAUUACAGUAAUAUCUGUUUGACUCAUUAGCUAGCUGUAAUCUUCAGGGUUUUAUAUAAAAGUGCAUCAUUUCAUUGCUACCAUCAUUAUCCUCACACCAGGACAGUUAGUGUUUAGUUUAUGAUUUAUCACAUAUAGACCUACUUCAUACAUCAUCCAUCAUCAUUGAAAAUAAUUAUUUUUUGCAUCAAUUAUAAAACUACGUUUCAGUAGGUAUGCAGUGACAGAUGUAGUAGUUUCAUUAUAUAUAACACUUUAUAAACAUUACAGCCAUAACGGUAUAACUUUCCCCCAAGUAUCUAUAUAUAUGUCAAAUUUUCCUUAACACAAUUAUAACUUAUAUCCUGCAUUUUCAAACUUCUUAAACUCUUACCAAACUGAGUCCACUUUCAUAAUGUCAGUUACUUAACACAAUUGUAACGUCACCCGCAACACUGUGUUGCGGGUUAAAAAUUCUUUUAAACUGUUGCAACAUUUCCAGGGUAGAUGCUGGAAAUGUUGUAAAGAGUUAAAAAGAAUUUUAACAUUUUAACAGCUAGAUACAAAAACUGAUUUUUCAGAAACAUCGACAGCAAAAUAUUUUCUUUUUCUUUUUCGGACAACGUUGUUUCCAAAUUUUGUCCACUUGGUAAAAUGUGUCAAUUUUAAAGCUAAGAUCGAUGUGUAUCUUCAUUUACAGUUCAUUCCUAGUACCAGGUGACCUGAAUUAUUCAAAACUUUGUAAGUUUUUUUUAUUAAAGUAAAUGUAUAAAGAUAAGAUCUGUUAUAUAUAAUUUGCACUAGAAACAUUGUAAAAACACAACUACACAACCUUACAACCUUUGUUGAUCCUGACAAGGGUUUGAUCAGUUCACCUUUAGGGAAAUGCUUGUCAGUCUUCCCGUUUUGGACAGAGGAUCCCAAUUUUUCACUUUCGAAAACAGUAGAUCUGCCUUUAUCUUGCUUUUAUGCGCACAGAUUCACUUUCAUGAAAAUUGGUAAGAUUGGCAGGUAUGUAACUAUUAAAAAAAUUCCAUCGUGUAGCAGACUUAAAAAUUGGUUUAUAUUGUUGAAUUAUUGUUCAAGUUAUUCUAAAAAAGUGAGAGUACUGACUUCAAAGUUAAAAUAUUAACGAGAUGUUUACAACUUUACAACAAACAAUAAAUUAUCCUUGUGAUGGAAUCAGGUAAAAAAGUUGUGGAUGCACUUGUGUGUAGGUGGACACUGUUAACAGACGAUGACGAUGUGUAUUUCUGAAACAUCGUUAUUGAUGCAUUCGACACUUAAACACUCUUAAAUCUUCUUAAAGAUCACAAAAUUAAUUGCAAUGUAUAGUUGUUAAACGUGAAAAUCAGGUUUAAGACUCUGUAUCAUGGCUUUCUGAUACAUGUAUUUUUGUUCACAUUUGUCAAAACUUUGGUCAGGGAGAAUUCUGUGACCCUGACAAACUGGUGAACGUUAAAUGUUCAACAACACAUCAUACUGUGUCAAAUGAUUGCAACUUUUUACAUUUCCAUAAUUUUACAUAAACUUGGUAGAAUGUUUAGCUGUAAGGAAAAUAUAAUCUCACAUUAUGAAAAUCUGUGAUAAGUUCUAUGCAAUUGAUAUUAACUUGCCAUUGAUAUGCCCGGGUAGCAAUAGCUAUGCUUUUGUCCGAUUAUGUUUGUAAACUGGCACGAGCUGGCCAUGGGUGGACAAGGGCCAACUUGAUGGAGUGACCCAGUUUGUGACAAGCUGUGACAAGCACAAAUGUCCAUAAUAAAAAAUAAAAAAUUGUAACAAAAAGUUAAAUUAAAUAAAAAUGCAUUUGGUUGUUAAAAGACUUAAGAAUAAAAAAAAACGGAAAAAAUAUUAAAACUAGAUGGCAUGUGCAUACAUCAGGAAAACUUGCAAUUUUUACAGCUGUGAAAUAAGCAUGUAAUUUGUUAAAAAAAACAAGGAUAGCAGCCAAGAUGUUCAUCCAAAGUGUCCUUUGAGUCUUGUCUUCCAUAAUAUUAUUACGGUUCAUACCAUGUAGUGUCAGAAAUAAAAUUAAAUCAAAUAGAAAUGCUGCUUUUUCACAAAAAUUACCCCGGAGGCCCCACCCCCUAGUUUCAGAUUAAGUUACACGUUUAUAACAUAUUUAACAUUGUGACAUUUUCUCCUUAAGCCACAGUAUGUGCUUUGUCUAUCACCAGAUAUACUUAAUACCCUCGUAAGUUUUUGUGUCACCUACGACGGAUGUCGGAAAGACACAUAGAUGCUGCUUUUCCGAUGGCGACAGUGGCGUCAACAAUGUUAAGGUUUUGCGUUUAGCUCUGUUUCUGACAAAGCUACACCAACAAAACCUCGAUCAUAGAUGUAACAUGGGUAGUGGAGCCUACUGCACUAAAAAUAUUUCAUUGACUUCUGCAUUUUUUUGGUAAAAACCUCAAAUUUCUGGACUUUGGUUUUGCGUUUAGCUCUUGCAUAUUAGGCUCUUUCUGACAAAGUAUAAGAGCUAGACCAACCAAACCUCAAUCAUACUUGUAUCAUGGGUAGCAGAGCCUACUACUCUAAAAACAUUUUAUGGAUUUCUGCACUUUUUCGGA